CUGGCACCUCAUGUAAGCGCGCGCGUUCGCAGGACAACUUUGAAUUACGGAAACGAGUGAAGCGAAACUCGGUGAACUGUUUACAUUCGGCAAAACACGAAAAGACKUGUCACCAUGCUUCAGGACGUUAUGGACACGGGAGAGUCGAUGGUCAAAAUACUGAAAAGCAGCAARGCUGACGAUGAAUUAAGAAAAGUGAGAGAAAAACAGCAGUGUUUCUUUGAGCGACACUUGGACACGAAGAAAACCAUCACACUGGUGUUAAACGGUGUAGUUCAGUGUGAGGAUGAGGCGAGCCAGAAGCUGCUGGACAUGGAGGGGCAGAAGAGCCAGGCAGAGCGGGAACUGAACAGCCUGGAGCAGGAGCUGCAGCAGUGUACAGCAAGGAGCCAGAACAUGGACUCAGAACUACAGUUCCUGCAGAGGGAGCUGGAGAGUCUGCGUGACUCGGAUCAGGAGCUGCAGACCCUGCAGCAGGAGGUUGAUGAUGACACUACAGAGGUCAUCCCAUCAGCCAUAUACGUGGCCCAGUUGUACCACAAGGUGACCAAGAUCAAGUGGGAGUAUGACACGGAGCCACACAUUCUGAGAGGAGUGCACUAUGGAGCUGACCUGGCCACGCCAAUCAACAUAGACACCUCUGUGCGGUCUCGGUGUUCAGUCAGUGAUGAGCUGUGGAACUUUGUCAGCACUGAAUGGUAGAAGAGAUCAAAGUAAAGUUGCCAUAUCUGUCCAGUAGUUGUUUGUCCUGUAGUUGGAUUGUCUGUUGUGUUGUGUGUUGUAAUACAUUUGUUUUAUACUAAGAUUGUAUUCCUAUUGUUGGUAUUGACUUGCAUGACAUUUUGUUAUAUUGAAUAAAGCAGUUUUCCUAAGCAUCA
Molecule: messenger RNA, 878 nt
Organism: Salvelinus sp. IW2-2015
Lineage: Eukaryota; Metazoa; Chordata; Actinopteri; Salmoniformes; Salmonidae
Gene: spc24
Product: SPC24 component of NDC80 kinetochore complex
Biological process (GO): chromosome segregation
Cellular component (GO): Ndc80 complex
Molecular function (GO): microtubule binding
Source: RefSeq, a predicted model, not a curated record